GCUGACUGCUGCCAAUUGCGUGACAAACAAAAUGGUGGUCAUGUUGUAACCUAUGUUGAUGUUUUCAAACUUUUUAUACGGCUGUGUGGACAUAUAAAAGGGAAAGAAUAUUAAGUGUUAAUAUCGACGUUGUACAAUGUCUACCAACGCAAAAGAUUAUCCGAAGGCAACUAUCCAUAUUGGAUUCAAUCCUAUCAGGAGACAUUCAGUGACUUCAAACAUAUGGGAUUAUGGGAAUACUGUUUUGACCAGUUCCGAUACCCAUACUAUCAGUUUGACAAGCUAUUUGAUGGUUGUCAUUACAUUUUCAGUCAGGAAUAUUAUGUCAUUCGGGAAUGGCUUCUGCCAGGUUGGCUGAUGGUAGUGCAGGCUUUUGUCACUUUGGCACUUAUGCUGUCAUUUUCAUCACAAAUCAUCAUUGCUUUAGAACUGAUACGUUGGCCUCUUGAAUUUGUUCUACUUUAUGAAUGGCUUUUGUCUGGCAUUGCUUUCAUAUGCAAUGCCCUUGCAGCAUUUUUACUCUUCCUGGCAGUAUCAAUCUUUGGUGGUGAAUGUUGGCGUCGUGAUUGGUUGAUGUAUCCAAAUUUCAACUACUUGUCGUGGUCUUAUGGAUUAGCAGUCAUUUCCAUGUUCUUACAUGGGUUUGCAGCUUUCUUUGUGUACUUGGACACUCGCAAGAUGUGGGAGUUGAGAAAGGAGAGUCGCAAUCUCGUGGUGCAGAUGCAUCCUAAUCCUGGGCGCAAUGGUUUUGUCUAAGACUAUAAUGUAAAAGAAAAAAUAGAAGACUGUUCCAUAGAGUGGAAUCAUGUUUACUCCCUUAUCAUUUUAUCUCUACAUGGUAGAAGCAGAAGAACACGAGGAUCCUUGUCUCGUCUGGUUUAUUCUAAUGCUGCAAUCAUUGAAGAAGCGUGUAUUUUCUGCUGUAUAUUCUGCAUGUUACAAGUCUGUCAAAGGGAUGAAUUACAUCUGUUAUGUCUGUUGUGUGAUAUAGCAUUCCUGAAUUCUAUACAGUAUCUGUCUUCUCUUUGUGAAAUGGAAAAAUGCAGUCUAAGAGCUGAAUUAUUAUUGAAACCAAUUUAUUUUUCAAUCUCAAGUGAUUUGAUCUGCAUAUUUUUGUAUUACUUUGUUAUCACUUUUUCUGUAAAUGUCCGUCAUUUGCCAUAUUGUACAGUUGUGUAUCUAGACAUUGUUAAGUGAUGAGUCAUAACAUUUUAUGGAAUUGUUAAUGUUAGAAACAAAGAAUCGUGACCAUCAGCAGUUUGCUGGUUCUGUAACUGUUAUAGAAACAUCCAGAAUUUGCUCCCUUGAAGAAACUGUAUCUGUGUGGUUCCUGUAAAUUACUUUAAUAUUGUCCCCAAGAAUAUAUUGAAACUUAUAUCAUAUCAGCUCCAUUCAUAUUAAAUAAUUCACUUGCUAUAAUAUUUUAUGCUCAAUAAUACAAAUAAUCACAAGAUAAUGCCUUAACAGUUGAGAACUGGAAUGUCGGUUAAAUCACCAGAAGGAGUAAUAUUCUUGAAAUAAACACAUUUAAAGUUAACUAUACAUAUUAAUCUUGAAAUGUAAUGGAAACAUUUGCUAAAAGUGCUGUACAUUUCAAAAUUAAAGUUUUGUAACAUAAAAAUGACUGUAAAACCUCAAACGUGAGAUUAAAAACACUGCACUAACAUUUAAAUAAGAUUAUUAAGUGUGAGUUUUAUAAUUUACAACAGGUGUAUUUUUCUAUGAUAUUAGACAAUCAAAUACUAGGGCACCAUAUACUCACAGGUGGAAACAAGUCAGUAUUGUGUGAAAUUUCAACGCACUUCUUAGUAAGGUGUUAGAUAUUGUUUUUUGAAAAGGAAUGUCACAAGAGACAUUGUUGUACCUAUUUCCACGUGUUUCAGAGACAGCUCAAGCAUUUGUAGAAUUCUUAAUGGUUCAUACAAGGGAAGUUUUUUUCAUUAAUUUUUUUAAAUGAAGUUAUAGACCAAACUGAUAUGUAUUUAUAAUAAUGAUGACAACAAUUAAAUUAGUUGCUUUCAGUUUGGUGUUAAAAAGUACUUAAAACAUUUUUGUACAGGUAUACACACACAUAUUUGAAUCUCAUUUUUGUUUCACUGCAUUUGUGGUGCUAAUUAGGAUACAGCGGUGUCAAAAAUGUUAUAUAUGAGAUUGGCUGAGUCAUUUGAUGACCGUCUUUAAUGGUAUUAUAUGAAUUUAAUGCAUAAUGUUUUGAAUUUUAUUUUACUUAGAAUCAUUUGUAAAUAUUUAAUUAUGUGAACUUUGAAAAUUCACAUAAGUAAUUUGUUACUACAAAACUUUUACCUAUCUAUAGUUAUCAUUUGUUACAUUUUAUUUACCCAAGAACCUCUUUCACUAACUGUAUGAACGUAUAUAAUGUGUUAUUAUCUAAGUUUAACAUGUAAAAGGAAUUUUAUGUCAAUUUGAAUAAUAAGAAAUUCCUGAUAUUAUUGUGUAAUAGUGUUUCCUGACUAUAGUGUGUUUGGGAUGUUAGUUCUUGUGAACAGCGUAAUAAUGUGCAUUUGACAUUGUUCUGGCAGCGGUCAAUUAUCAGCAUGGAAUGGUUACUCUGGAGGAAAUUUACUAUUGUAGUCAGGAGGCAGAAUGUAUCCACCUGCUGAAAUGUUGAUCCGCCCAUCAGUAUAUCCAAAUUGUUUCCGUCCAGAAUGUAAGAAAUAACAAUUUCCCUCAAUUUCAGUAUUUCUAUCAGUAUUGAAGCCAGUUCAAAGUUGGUACGCAUGACAACAGUUGGAUGCUUGUUUCCUGAUAUAUGCCCUAUUCUCUCUGGUUUACCAAAUAUUUGGAAUCUCAGUACAUGCCAUAAUGUAAUGGUUUCUCAUAGACAGCAUUUGUAGAGCUGGUUUUUUAAAAGUGUUAUGGAAUAAAUGUAAAUACAUAUGGAGGCACAAGUGAGUAGAAAUCCUAUACAACAUAUAUAUGUGUCUUGCAUUUUAGUUGAAAUCGGGAAAAAAAUAUAGUAAAUAAGGUGACCAUAAUGCUCACAAUUGCAGCCUCUAUGCAAUUAAAUUUCAAGAGAUUCCUUAAAAACUUAAAGCGGCACACUGAAUUUAUGUCACAACUUCCACUUAUGUACAUGUGCAUUUUGUACUGGGGAGUGUGAAAAUGUUGAGGAUUACUGACCUGACCCUAAAGCAGUAUGUAGACAACAGAAGGAAUUAGGAUAGCUGAAUUGGUAUAGUGACAGGCUACAGGCUGGACAGCUGGGUUUCAAUUUCCAACAGGGAAAGAGAUUUUUCUCUAUUCCACAUCAUCCAGACUGGCUCUGGGACCUACCCAGUCCCCUAUGUGAUAGGUGCCAGCAGCUCAUCUCCGUUUAGUACCAAGGUCAAGAAUGGCAUAUACCCGAGUUCCUCCAUAUGUUUUCAUGGUGUGCAUAAUUAAUUAAGCACAGGGACAUCUUUACAUUUACCUUUUUGUGUAGGCAAUAGAAAUAUUUAUCAUGUCUACAUUUUAAUUACUGCGCUUACCGACUAGGGUAAAUAAGCACAAGACUCAACAGAGAUGUUACUAAUCCCUUCAGUGUGACUAGUUGCAAUGCAAUUUUUCAAGCCUUUAUCUGAACCUCUUAGCAAGAAUAAAAUUGUGAGAGAAAAUUAAUUUGCAACAAAGAACUAUUUUCUUCACUUUGUUUAAGAUUCACAGUAUCUUUGUUCCCUAACUCAUGGCAGAUUAAUCAGUGUGACAGCAGUCUUAAUGAGUGGCAUAAAGAAAUAAUCAUUAUUUGUAUGGCAUAUAAACAAAGAUACAUUUACUACCAUUAAUACAAACUUGUAUUGGCAGUCAACAUUUUUAUAUGAAAAGGGCUGUAAUGUUUGGUUUCCCUCUUUCAACAUAUGAUUAGAUCAGCUGUUGAGAGGUGAAUUCUGAAACCCUUCAUGUAUAAUGUUAAAGUAAACUGUCUCAAUUCAGUGGGAUUUGUAUUAUUAUUUAUUCAUUGUAAUUAAUACUUGUUAUCCUAUCUACUAGUAUUGUAAACGAACGUGGAAAACUACUCCUGUUUGGAGUACAUACAUUUUUAAAUGCAUUCCUAGCAAUUUUACAUACUUGACUGGAUUUGAAGUUUUAUUUGUUAAUGCAAAAGAAAAGAAAUGCAUAAAAUGUGUACAUACAGGACCAAUUAAAAGACCAUGAUGUAAAUGACUGAUGUUGAAGCUUUAUAGAUUGUGAUAAUGCUGAUUGAGAUGAUAUGGUUAAGAACAUGAUUUAAUGGCACAUGUAUGUUUUUACUGUAAUAUUAUAGCAUGAAGAUGAACGUUUGACUUUAGUGCUGAGGCUCAUGAAGUUAACUUCCAUAAAUGUGAGUUCACUCAAGGGAGAUUAAGCACCAACAAGGACUGCUGGUAGUUUUAUAUGAGUGUGGUUCAUUGGUGGUAUGAUUGCUAGGAGAAAACUGAUGUACCUUAAGAAUAUUCCCCCACUUAUAUCUU
This is a messenger RNA of Cryptotermes secundus, 4448 nucleotides long. RefSeq lists its product as uncharacterized. NCBI's taxonomy places the organism in Eukaryota, Metazoa, Arthropoda, Insecta, Blattodea, Kalotermitidae. Gene Ontology annotation, cellular component: membrane; septate junction. Gene Ontology annotation, biological process: regulation of tube size, open tracheal system; septate junction assembly. The record is from RefSeq and is a predicted model, not a curated record.